This is a messenger RNA of Trifolium pratense (red clover), 2960 nucleotides long. RefSeq names its product G-type lectin S-receptor-like serine/threonine-protein kinase B120. The transcript is spliced from 7 exons. Gene Ontology annotation, biological process: recognition of pollen; protein phosphorylation. NCBI's taxonomy places the organism in Eukaryota, Viridiplantae, Streptophyta, Magnoliopsida, Fabales, Fabaceae. The coding region runs from base 127 to 2703 and encodes 858 amino acids. The record is from RefSeq and is a predicted model, not a curated record. Gene Ontology annotation, molecular function: protein serine/threonine kinase activity; ATP binding.
AUAAACAAACGUGUCUUCUCACAAUCUUAAACUCGUCAAAGUCAUCACCGCAAUUACCAACUCCACUUGCUUUUCACCUUCUCUUCAUUUUUUCUCAUCAUCAAAAAAAUUCACAAAACAACAUUAAUGAUGAUGUUCAAAACAUACCAACAACAACAACAAUGUUUACUUUUUUUGUUUUUGUUCUGUUUCCUCUGUUUCUGUUCUGUUUCCACACGUGCUGCUUCAUCUUCAAGAUUCAGUAUCAAACAUGGUGAUUUCAUUAGAGACAAAGAAGGUGAAGUUUUAGUCUCAGAUGGUUUCAACUUUGUAAUGGGUUUUUUCGGUUUUGAAAAUUCUUCUUCUCGUUACGUUGGAAUUUGGUACUAUAACAUUCCUGAUUCUCAAGCUAUUUGGGUUGCAAAUAGAAACAAACCCAUUAAUGGAAAAGGUGGUUCUUUCACUAUAUCAACAAAUGGUAAUUUAGUUAUCAUAGAUGGAAACAAAAAACAAAUCUGGUCUACAAAUGUUUCUGUUACUCACAACAAUAAGAAUAACUCUGAAGCUGUUCUUGGAGAUGAUGGUAAUCUUGUUCUUUCAAAUGGGAAUGAUGUUUUGUGGCAAAGUUUUGAGAAUCCAACUGAUACUUAUGUUCCUGGUAUGAAAGUUCCUGUGAAUGGUAAAAAGAAAAGUUUUUUCUUUACUUCAUGGAAAUCAAGUACAGAUCCUUCAGAAGGUAAUCAUACUAUGGGAGUUGAUCCAGAAGGGUUACCACCACAGAUAGUAGUUUGGGAAGGAGAGAGAAGAAUAUGGAGAAGUGGUUAUUGGGAUGGUAGAAUUUUCAAUGGUGUUGAUAUGACAGGUAGUUUUCUUCAUGGUUUUGUGCUUAAUUGGGAUAGUAAUGGUAGGUCUUUUGUUUAUAAUGAUAAUGAGUUUAAGAUAAAUGGGACUAGUACAGUUAGGUUUCAGAUUGGUUGGGAUGGUAUUGAAAGAGAGUUUAUAUGGAAUCAAAAUGAGAAACGUUGGAGUCAGAUACAACAAGGGCCUCAUAAUCAGUGUGAGGUUUAUAACUAUUGUGGCGAUUUUGCAGCUUGUGAAUUGUCGGUUUCUGGUUCGGCUAUUUGUAAUUGUUUACAAGGGUUUGAACAAAAGGAUAAGAAACACUGGUCAAGUGGGUGUGAGAGGAUAACCGCGUUGAAGGGUGAUCAGAGAAAUGGGAAUGAUACUCGGGCGAAUAAUGUUGGCGAGGACAGUUUCUUCGACAGUAGAAGUAUGAAGUUACCCGAUUUCGCAAGUGUGGUAGAUACUGAGGAUUGUAAAGGUACUUGUUUGGGGAAUGCUUCUUGUACUGCUUAUGCACAAGUUAUUGGUAUUGGUUGUAUGAUUUGGUAUAGAGAUUUGGUUGACAUUCAACACUUUAAACGCGGUGGAAGUACAUUGCACAUUCGUCUUGCUCAUUCUGAUUUAGGCGAUGGAGGGAAAAACAACAGGAUUAUGAUUGUAAUAAUAUCAACUGUUCUAGCAGGACUAAUCUGUCUAGGAAUCAUGGUAUGCUUGGUAUGGAGAUACAAGAGAAAACUCAAAGUUUUGCCUAUAGUUUCUUCAGCUUCAUGUUGCAAUGAUAGUGACGUACUACCAGUCUUAGAUGCACGUAAGAGCACAGAGAUGUCGGCAGAAAUAUCAGGACCAGUUGAACUUGGUUUGGAAGGAAAUCAACUAAGCGGAGCAGAGCUUCCAUUUUACAAUUUCAGCUGCAUGUCAGUAGCCACCAACAAUUUUUCUGAAGAAAAUAAGCUCGGACAAGGCGGUUUCGGUCCUGUGUACAAGGGAAAGCUUCCGUCCGGAGAAGAAAUAGCUGUCAAGAGGCUUUCUAGACGCUCCGGCCAAGGUUUAGAGGAGUUUAAAAAUGAAAUGAUGUUGAUUGCAAAACUGCAACAUAGAAAUCUGGUUAGACUAAUGGGAUGUUCUAUUCAAGGGGAUGAAAAGUUGCUUGUAUACGAAUUUAUGCCGAACAAAAGCUUGGAUUGCUUUAUAUUUGAUCCUAUCAGGCAAACACAAUUAGAUUGGGCGAGACGAUAUGAAAUCAUUGAAGGUGUUGCAAGAGGACUACUUUAUCUGCAUCGCGAUUCAAGACUCAGAAUAAUUCAUCGAGACCUAAAAGCAAGCAACAUUUUGUUGGAUGAAAACAUGAACCCGAAAAUAUCAGACUUUGGCUUGGCCCGAAUAUUCGGUGGAAACCAGAGUGAGGCCAAUACAGCUAGAGUUGUUGGUACAUAUGGUUAUAUGUCUCCUGAAUAUGCCAUGGAAGGUCUAUUUUCAGUCAAAUCAGAUGUAUAUAGUUUUGGCGUAUUGCUACUAGAGAUUUUGAGCGGCCGCAGAAACACUAGCUUUCGUCAUUCAGAUGAUUCAAGUCUCAUAGGAUAUGCGUGGAAUCUUUGGAACGACCGUAGAGCAAUGGAACUUGUAGAUCCUUGCAUUCGUGAUUCGAGUCCUAAAAACAAAAUAUUGAGAUGCAUACAAAUAGGGAUGUUAUGUGUACAAGAUUCAGCAGCUCAAAGACCAAACAUGGCCAACGUUGUGUUGAUGCUUGAGAGUGAAGCAAAAACUCUUCCCAUCCCUACGCAGCCUUUGAUUACUUCGAUGAGAUACGAGGAUAGAGUGUUUAACAUGGAUGGUCUUGAUGUUUCAAAUGAUCUCACAGUAACAGUAUUGGUAGGGAGAUAGAUAGAAUCAGUGUCCUUUAUGAGUCAUUUUUGUUUGUAGACUCAUAGUUUUUUUUUGUUUUUUUUUAUUUUAUUUUUUAUUGAAACUAUAACCUUCAAAUUGAAUACAUUGUACAUAUCAAUUUGAUUUUUUUUUUACAUUAUAUUAAUUAUUAAUUUGUAAUUUGAGACUUUUUUUUUUUGGAUACUGUAAUUUGAGACUUUAGAAAAGUGCUUUGUAUACUUGACUUAAUAUGGGUUAGGAUGCAUCCUAUGAAA